Choloepus didactylus (southern two-toed sloth) is the source of this 1193-nucleotide messenger RNA. RefSeq names its product clathrin light chain B (gene CLTB). The transcript has 6 exons. Lineage: Eukaryota; Metazoa; Chordata; Mammalia; Pilosa; Megalonychidae. The coding region runs from base 215 to 907 and encodes 230 amino acids. The record is from RefSeq and is a predicted model, not a curated record. Gene Ontology annotation, molecular function: clathrin heavy chain binding; structural molecule activity. Gene Ontology annotation, biological process: clathrin-dependent endocytosis; intracellular protein transport; clathrin coat assembly. Gene Ontology annotation, cellular component: clathrin coat of coated pit; synaptic vesicle membrane; clathrin coat of trans-Golgi network vesicle.
UCCCGCCGCGGCGCCUGCAGCCGCAGUGACAGGCGAGCCCGGGCCGGGUGGCGGAGAGGAAGUGCGGGGCCACCGCGCCAAGCCCGUCCCCGCCGAGGCCGGCUCCCCCCCGGGCGGGUCGGGGGACAGUGUCGCCGCCGCCGGGGCGCAGCGCCGGGCACGCGCCGGGCCGAGCCAAGCGCCAGGCUCAGGCUUCAGCAGAGACGCGGGGAAAAUGGCUGAUGACUUUGGCUUCUUCUCGUCUUCGGAGAGCGGGGCCCCCGAGGUGGCGGAGGAGGACCCGGCGGCCGCGUUCCUGGCCCAGCAGGAGAGUGAGAUCGCAGGCAUAGAGAAUGACGAGGGCUUCGGGGCACCUGCCGGCAGCCUGGCGGCCCUCGCGCAGCCGGGACCCGCGAGUGGGGCUGGUUCUGAGGACAUGGUGGGGACCACAAUCAAUGGAGACAUGUUUCAGGAGGCCAACGGGCCCGCCGACGGCUAUGCUGCCAUCGCCCAGGCCGACAGGCUGACGCAGGAGCCUGAGAGCAUCCGCAAAUGGAGAGAGGAGCAGAGGAAACGGCUGCAGGAGCUGGAUGCCGCCUCUAAGGUGACGGAACAGGAGUGGCGGGAGAAGGCCAAGAAGGACCUGGAGGAGUGGAACCAGCGCCAGAGCGAGCAAGUUGAGAAGAACAAGAUCAACAACCGGAUCGCUGACAAAGCAUUCUACCAGCAGCCAGAUGCUGAUAUCAUCGGCUACGUGGCAUCUGAGGAGGCUUUCGUGAAGGAAUCCAAGGAGGAGACCCCAGGCACAGAGUGGGAGAAGGUGGCCCAGCUGUGUGACUUCAAUCCCAAGAGCAGCAAGCAGUGCAAAGACGUGUCCCGCCUGCGCUCGGUGCUUAUGUCCCUGAAGCAGACGCCGCUGUCACGCUAAGAUGCCUACCCCAAGCACGGCCACAAAGCGUGGGCGGGGAGGGGCAGAGGGGCAGCCCUGUUGGUCAGGAUGGAAACCACCUGCAGCAGCUGCCACCCACAGCCUGUUCCAUUCCUCACCAAUUCCCGGGCCUGGGAAGGGGAACUUCGGUCCUCUCACUCCUCAUACCCUCCUGGCCACAUGGCUUAGACCCCUACACCUCCUGUCAGUCUGCUCAGUUGUGACUGUCCCUCUUGAUGUAUUUUUUUUUCUUGGCUUAAAGGAUGUGUUGUUAACUCUUUUUACA